Molecule: messenger RNA, 1369 nt
Organism: Zophobas morio
Lineage: Eukaryota; Metazoa; Arthropoda; Insecta; Coleoptera; Tenebrionidae
Exons: 2
Coding region: 108-1352 (414 amino acids)
Source: RefSeq, a predicted model, not a curated record
CACAUUGAUAAACCGGUUCAGUUCACAUAUGAACAGCCUGUUGAAUGUUACGUUAAACGUACGGCUACCUAAUUUCUAAGAAACAAAUUGCUGUUUUUUUUGUAAUAAUGGAAAAAAAAACUGACCGUGACAGUGAAGUUCAAAAGUGGUUAAAAGUUGCUCUAGCAGAAGAAAAUCUUGAAAGUUUUUCAGUAAAGAUAACUGGAAGUUCUGAAAAAGGUGAUGGAUAUGUAGGAGACGUAAUUUUCGUUGUUGUCACAGGAAUUGACAAACAAGGCAAGAAUAAAGAAUACGAUCUUGUUUUAAAAUGCAGCAAACCUAGUGCUGCUUUGAUGGAAACCGUACCUGUUUUUAGGAAAGCAUUUGUAAGAGAAGCUUACUUGUAUCAGCAUGUUUUUCCACUUUUCAAACAAUUUCAAAUUAGCAAAGGCAUUGAAAAGCCCUUUGAUAGCGUGCCGAAAUGUUAUGGUGUUUAUAGCGAUGAUUUCAGACAUAUUAUCGUGUUAGAAAAUUUGAAGAAACUAGGGUAUGACUUGUGGCCAAAAGCGAAACCACUAACAAGGGAGGUUAUAGAUAUGGUAAUAAAAGAUUACGCAAAAUUUCAUGCGACGUCAGUGGCUCUCGAAGAGCAGCAUCCUGAAAAAUUUCAAAGAUUGCUUGAGGAUUCAGCUGAAGAUUUAGUAAAAGAAUUUAUUGAAACAAUUGGCUUUGCAAAAAUGUUUCAAGGUGCGGUGGAAGAGGUAUCUGAACUGCUAACUGAAGAUGUUAAAAAGGACAUUUUAGAACAAUGGUUAAAGCUCAAAGAUAAAGUUUAUUUCAUUUUAGUUGAAAUGACAUCAGCUAUUGACGACUUAAAAGUAAUAAACCAUGGAGACUCUUGGGUGAACAAUUUUUUGUACAAAUUUGAAAAUGAAGAGAAAACGACCGUUUCCAGGGUGGCUAUACUCGAUUGGCAAGUUUCCAAAUUCACGUCACCUGUGACUGACCUGUCAUACUUUUUGUUCGCUGGCAUAUCGAAAGAAGACAUUGCUGACAUCGACACGAUUUUAAAAGACUAUUACAGACACUUUUGCGAGUAUUUAAGAAGGCUAGGUAGCAAGUUUGCAGAUACAUAUACUGUAGAGAAUUUUUUUGACGGAUGGAAAAAGUAUGGUAAAUAUGGUUUGGUGAUGUGCAUUAUGCCCAUCAAAUCUUUAUAUUCGGAGAAGAAAGAUCUUCCGGACAUAGCUGAAGCUGCCGAUCGAGGAUUAAAUGUUGGCGAAUCGUUUAAAUUUGAACUCAGUGAUAAAAAUGGCUUCAAAAACAGGUUGAGACCAAUUGUCGAGUAUGCUGUCAGAAAUAGUCUAAUUUAAUAAAAUGUUAAGACUUA